This is a messenger RNA of Macrosiphum euphorbiae (potato aphid), 1278 nucleotides long. Lineage: Eukaryota; Metazoa; Arthropoda; Insecta; Hemiptera; Aphididae. The record is from the annotation of a GenBank genome assembly.
AUGGGAAACUCAAUAGGAGGGCUCAUUAUGUUUAACCAUCGAAAGAAAAAAACUAGCAUAAGCAUGAUCGGUGACCGGAAGAAUAAAGAAGACCAUCGGAUCACCUGCAUAAAAUAUUCCACAAAUGGAAAAUAUCUUUGUUACGGUCGCUCGGAUGGAUUGUUUCAGUUUGUAGACCCUUAUACCUUAACUCCAAUAGACAACAUAUCGUUCAAGUGGAACAAAUCGCCAGUUCAACACAUAACGUUUAGCGAUUCUUCGAAAAAAGACAAGGAGCCCCCCAAAAUUGUGAAAUCCAUGAAAACAGAAUCAUUUAAUGAACCUCAAUGCAUGACGAAAUCGACAAUCAAUACGCAGGAAUUCAAUUUUAUGAUUAGCGGAAAUGAUUUACGUUUAUCCUUGUGGGACAACAAUCGGUGCAUCUGUACCACUCAUGGAGUCAAUCUCGGAAGUCCUAUUCGAGUAAUGAAAGAGUCUCCCAAGUUCAACAAUGAUAUAUUUUUUUGCAAUGACACAGAUAUUGGCAUUAUACGACAGCCCAUCGAUGGAAACCCGUACAAGAACGCGGCAGUGCUCGGUUCUGGAACAAAAAUUAUCGAUAUUGGUGUUUCAAUGGAUAGCCUGUACAUCUUUAGUAUAAGCGAAAAUAGCCCUUCGAUGAUAAUCUGGUCUGUGAAUACGAACUAUUUAGAUAAAUUGGAGAAAUAUGGCGGUGUUGGAUUAAAAGCAUACAGUUAUCUUCUAGAAGGCGGAAGAAAUGGACCGGAAAUUUCAGAAUUAAAAGAAUAUUUUUCUUGUGUUCAAUUAGCAAACAGCCAAAAUCCAGAGACCACAGUUAUAAGAGAUUACGUGGACGUUUAUAACGUGUCUUUUCUCGUGAGAGCAAUGGGAUAUUUUCCGUCUGAAACAGAAUUGUCUAAUAUGCUAUACGAAAUGUUCAGUAGAGCAGGCCAUCCAACUACAAUGACAUUCGAAGAGUUUGUUAUUUUGUAUCUGAACCAUAAGCCACAAUUAAGAAUUAAAUGUAACGAAAUCCGUCUGUCGUUCAAUAAACUAAUGCAAAAUGACCAAUAUGUAAAUGCUUACGGAGAAAACAAGAUACUGACCAGAGAAUCGUUUGUACACAUGAUGACAAAUAUAGGUGAAAAAAUUAGUCCUCGUGAGUUAGAAAUUAUUUUGAACACAUUGCUAAAAACGACCAAAGACAUAUCGUCAAGUUCAAAUGAAAACGCGAACUUGGUUCAUUUGUCUCUGCCAUUCGUACGUACAUUUAUUUAA